Messenger RNA from Didymosphaeria variabile, 1041 nucleotides. RefSeq names its product peroxisome biogenesis factor 10 (gene PEX10). Gene Ontology annotation, molecular function: zinc ion binding. Gene Ontology annotation, cellular component: peroxisomal membrane. Lineage: Eukaryota; Fungi; Ascomycota; Dothideomycetes; Pleosporales; Didymosphaeriaceae. Gene Ontology annotation, biological process: protein import into peroxisome matrix. Bases 1 to 1041 code for a protein of 346 amino acids. The record is from RefSeq and is a predicted model, not a curated record. The transcript is spliced from 2 exons.
AUGUCGUCCGCACCGCGAUUCGUGUACCCCUUUGCCACCUCGCCCGAUGUCAUCCGCUCGCACCAGAAAGACGCCUACUUCAGCGGCGUUCUCCUCGAACAACUUACAUCUCUGCUUCGUAAAGUCAAAGGCGCGCGAUAUGCACAUACAUACACAUCGGAAACACGUGUUUUCGGCGAGCUCCUAUACCUCGGCCUCACCACAUUGAUCGGAAAUCGGACGUUGGGCGAGGAAUAUUGCGAUAUCAUACAGGUGGAGGGGGAGAGCGGAAGGCUGCCGGCUUUGGCGAGAAGAGCAGCCUACAUAGUAAGCUGUGUUCUGGGGCCCUAUGUAUUGGGUCGGAUAUUACCAGCCUUUCGGAAGAGGAUACGUGCGAAAUUGGAAGCAAAUCUCAAACGAUACGGCCGACAACACGCCAAGGCACAGCAUCAUACGAAAGAAAAUGGAAGCACGAAGCCGGUAUCCACGCCCAUUGGCGCCCGCAUCCAGAACUACAUCCUCCAAAACCUAGACACUAUCACAUCCCUAUCGCCUGUCUAUGCGCUAUCAUUAGCGACCUUCUACUUCGCAGGGAGCUACUACCACCUCUCGAAGCGAAUAUGGAACCUCCGUUACAUAUUCACGCGCCACGUCCAAGAAAGCGAUCAGCGCAUGGGCUACGAAGUCCUCGGUGUACUCCUGAUCCUCCAAAUGGCCGUCCAAGCCUACCUCCACCUCCAGAACACCAUGUCCCGCGACAUAACACAACCAGGCCUCGGCGCCGGUAUCGGUAUCGGCACGUCAGCCAUGGUCGGAGGCGGCGCCGAGGUGUCACUCGAUCCCAACGCAUAUAGCGCCAACAAUGCGCUACUUUUCGAGGCCUCGACGGGCAUGGCGACGUCACCGCCGCAGCUGCAGAAGUGGACGAAUACCCCGGUUGCAGAUAAGCCGAGGUAUGAGUUGAAUGAUGAUGAGACGAUGGCCUGGAUAGGGGAUAGCAAUAGGAAGUUCCCUGAAGAGGCACAACUAGAAGACGACUCCGUGACGCUUUGGUCUACUUAG